Nerophis lumbriciformis (worm pipefish) is the source of this 6588-nucleotide messenger RNA. NCBI's taxonomy places the organism in Eukaryota, Metazoa, Chordata, Actinopteri, Syngnathiformes, Syngnathidae. The record is from RefSeq and is a predicted model, not a curated record.
AUGUCUCCUCCGCGGCUGACAGGAGCUCUACGUUCCUUCUCUAAUGUCACUAGGAAAGAGGACUUCGACCAGAGCCUCUGCAAUUUGAAGGCAAAACGUUUGAAGAGGCAGGAGCUAUUCAGAAGAGAAGGACUCACAUGGCAGAAAAUCUUCCACUUCUGCACUGAUAAUCAGGACAAAGUGAAUCAACAUGCUGUCAAUCAAGAAUUGAAGAAACUUCUUUUUGCAGCCAAACAGAUAGUUGGAACUGAACAUUGUCAAGAGGCAGUUGAAUCUGCUGCUGUAUUCCUCUUUGAGGUGUUCCACAACAAAAACCAUGUGGGCACAGAGGAGACCCGGGCAAUUAAGCAGAUGUUUGGCCCGUUUCCCUCAUCUGCUGCUGAAACAUCUUGUACUUGUGUGGCACGGGUAGUGGAUUCACUAAGAGAUUCCUGUAUUGAGGAAUUUAUCCAAUCCAGUUGUUCCCAUCACAAAUCUCAGCAAAGGUCUUCUUUUGGACGGAACAUUGCCUUCUCCCAUGAGUGUUAUACACUCGACCCGCUGGAAGAACUGCCCUUCUGUGACAUCCAAGAUCAGAAUGUGAACCUGGACUUCGACAACUUCCUAAACAUCCAACAUAGUACAAUUAAUGCUGUCACCGAAGGAGAGGUGUUUUCCACAGAAAAAUCUCUGAUGAACAAAACUAUUCUCAGAACAGAAGUGGAGAAAUAUUUAAAUGAAGGUAAUAUAUCAUCCAGCCCAGAGGAUCUGUGCACCUCUCUAUUUGAGAUGCUUGCCUCCGACAAAAGCAAUGAUGAACUGCAGAAUGAGUUAUUUGAGUUGCUUGGCCCAGAAGGUCUAGAGAUGAUCUCCACACUUCUGCAGCAAAGGACGGUUAUUGUUGACUCUCUACUAAACAUGCCAAUGAUCCAUUCUUUUCAGGUUGUUCAGGAUUCCAUCCGAAAACUCAGUGAUGAAGUUACAAGGCCCACCUACGGCUGUCAGGUGACCAUUCAUUCUGAACAGGAACGACAUUUGAUGAAGAUUGUCCGGAGAGAGGAGAAGAGGGACAGAAAGAGGGGUAAAGGAACUGAAGAUGUGGAAUGCUCAGAUGAGCCCAUGCACUUUGACCCAAAAGAGAUGAGAGCUCAGAGGGAGCAGGCUCUGUUGACUGCUCGCCAUGAACCUAUACUUGGUAGAGAAAGAGUGUAUGAACGGAUUAAAUACCCAAAUGUCUAUGACAGCUAUGCAGAGGCCACAAAGACACCUGCCUUUGUUGGAGGAGCGAGGAUGCUUCUUCCUGAUGGAAUCCGCAGAGAUAAUACUAAAAUGUAUGAAGAGGUGGAGAUUCCACCAAAUGAACCAAUGCCUAUUGGCUUUGAAGAGAAACCGGUUUACGUCUCUGAACUGGAUGAGAUUGGACAACUGGUGUUUAAAGGAAUGAAACGUCUUAACAGGAUUCAAUCGUUGGUGUUCGAGACUGCCUACAACACCAAUGAAAACCUUCUAAUAUGUGCCCCAACUGGUGCUGGCAAGACCAACAUCGCUAUGCUGACUGUUCUUCAUGAGAUUCGGCAGCAUAUUCACUCGGAUGGUUUCAUCAAAAAAGAUGAAUUCAAGAUAGUGUAUGUUGCCCCAAUGAAGGCUUUGGCAGCUGAGAUGACCAACUACUUUAGCAAAAGAUUAGAGCCGCUGGGCAUCACUGUCAAAGAACUCACUGGUGACAUGCAGCUAACCAAAGGGGAGAUUCUACGUACACAGAUGUUGGUUACCACUCCAGAGAAGUGGGAUGUUGUGACAAGAAAGAGUGUUGGAGACAUUGCUCUCUCCCAGAUAGUACGUCUGCUAAUCUUGGAUGAAGUUCACCUUCUUCAUGAAGAUCGAGGACCAGUACUGGAGAGCCUUGUGGCCCGGACCCUCAGACAGGUGGAGUCCACCCAGAGUAUGAUUAGGAUUCUCGGAUUGUCAGCCACUCUUCCAAACUAUCUGGAUGUGGCCACCUUCUUGCAUGUCAACCCGUACAUUGGCCUCUUCUUCUUCGACGGUCGUUUCAGACCCGUACCCCUCGGACAAACGUUCGUCGGUAUCAAAACUACUAACAAGAUCCAGCAAAUUCAUGACAUGGAGGAGGUUUGCUACAACAAAGUUGUUGAACAAGUCAAAGCUGGCCAUCAGGUAAUGGUUUUCGUCCAUGCUCGUAACGCUACAGUGAGAACGGCUAUGGGGCUAAUUGAGAUGGCUAAAAACCAUGGGGAAACCUCCAUCUUCCAACCAGAACAAGGUCCGGACUACGGCCAGUGUGAAAAACAGAUCCAACGCUCCAGAAACAAGCAAAUGAAGGAGAUGUUUCCAGAAGGUUUUGGGAUCCACCAUGCAGGCAUGUUGCGGGCUGACCGCAAUCUAAUGGAGAAUAUGUUCUCCAGAGGGUACCUCAAAGUGCUUGUCUGUACUGCUACCCUGGCCUGGGGAGUGAACCUGCCAGCCCAUGCUGUUAUCAUUAAGGGUACACAGAUUUACGACGCUAAGCGUGGUGCCCUGGUGGAUCUCGGCAUUCUCGAUGUGAUGCAGAUCUUUGGUCGAGCAGGACGUCCACAGUUUGACAAGUACGGGUUGGGCACCAUCAUUACCACUCAUGACAAGCUCAGCCAUUACCUGACCCUCCUCACACAGCAGAACCCUAUUGAGAGUCAGUUUCUUGACAGCCUGGCUGACAACCUUAAUGCUGAGAUUGCCUUGGGAACGGUCACCAAUGUGGAUGAAGCAGUGAAGUGGCUGAGUUAUACUUAUCUAUAUGUGCGCACGAGGGCCAAUCCACUUGCAUAUGGUAUUAACUACAAAGCUUUGCAGAUGGAUCCAUCCUUAGAGCUUUAUAGAAAGGAGCUGGUGGUUGAGUCAGGCAGGAAGCUGGACAAAGCCAGGAUGAUCCGCUUUGAAGAGCGCACUGGCUACUUUGCCUCCACUGACCUGGGGAGGACCUCCAGCCACUUCUAUAUCAAAUACAACACUAUUGAGACAUUCAAUGAGCUUUUCAACUCUGAGCGAACAGAAGCGGACAUCCUCAGUAUUGUCUCCAAGGCUGAAGAAUUUGAACAGCUAAAGGUUCGUGAUGAAGAGAUGGAGGAGCUGGAGCAGAUGCUGUGCAACUACUGUGAGCUACCCGCGGCAGGUGGAGUGGAAAAUGGCUACGGCAAAGUUAACAUUCUGUUGCAGACUUACAUAAGUCGUGGAGAUGUCGACAGUUUUUCCCUCAUCUCAGACCUUUCAUAUGUUGCACAGAAUGCUGCUCGAAUUGUCAGGGCAUUGUUUGAGAUUGCACUAAGAAAGCGCUGGCCAGCCAUGACCUACCGGUUGCUCACUCUCUGCAAAGUCAUCGACAAGCGACUUUGGGGCUUUGCCCACCCUCUCCGACAAUUUUCCAACUUGAGCCACAUUAUACUGAAUCGACUGGAGGAGAAGAAGCUCACUGUUGAUAAGCUAAAGGAAAUGAAGAAGGACGAAAUUGGUCACAUGCUUCAUCAUGUCAACAUCGGUUUGACAGUCAAACAGUGCGUCCAUCAAAUCCCUUCGAUCUCAAUUGAAGCCAGUGUUCAGCCAAUAACACGAACUGUUCUGCGUGUCCGUCUCAUUGUCACACCCGAUUUCCAUUGGACUGAUCAGGUGCAUGGGUCUGUGGGUGAACCAUGGUGGUUAUGGGUGGAGGACCCAAUCAAUGAUCACAUCUACCACUCUGAAUACUUCCUCCUCCAAAAAAAACAGGUGGUAACAGGGGAACCACAGCACAUUGUGUUUACCAUUCCCAUCUUUGAACCACUACCCUCUCAGUACUACAUCAGGGCAGUGUCUGACCGUUGGCUUGGUGCCGAAGCCGUCUGCAUUAUCAAUUUCCAGAACCUUAUCUUGCCGGAGCGUCACCCCCCGCACACUGAGUUGUUGGACCUCCAGCCAUUGCCUGUGACAGCUCUGGGAUGCCGAGAGUAUGAAAGCUUGUACAAGUUCACGCACUUCAAUCCCAUCCAGACACAGAUCUUCCAUACACUGUAUCAUACGGACACCAAUGUCCUGCUAGGAGCACCAACAGGCUCCGGAAAAACCAUAGCUGCUGAGAUGGCCAUGUUCAGAGUCUUCAACAAGUACCCAAACUCUAAGGUGGUGUAUAUUGCCCCUCUCAAAGCUCUGGUCAGAGAGAGAAUUGAGGACUGGAAAGUCAGGAUCGAUGAAAAACUGGGAAAAAAAGUGGUGGAACUUACAGGUGACGUGACCCCAGAUAUGAGAGCUAUCGCACAGGCUGACCUCAUUGUCACCACACCGGAGAAGUGGGAUGGCGUAAGCAGAAGCUGGCAAAACAGAAGCUACGUUCAGAAAGUGGCCAUCCUGAUCAUUGAUGAAAUCCACCUUCUUGGUGAAGAUAGAGGUCCAGUUUUAGAAGUCAUAGUAUCAAGGACCAACUUCAUCUCCUCCCACACCUCGAAAAGCGUCCGAGUUGUCGGUCUUUCGACAGCUCUGGCUAAUGCACGUGACCUUGCUGACUGGUUGGGAAUCAUACAGGUGGGUUUGUUUAACUUCCGUCCUUCUGUUCGCCCUGUGCCGCUGGAGGUUCAUAUUCAGGGUUUCCCAGGACAGCACUACUGCCCCCGCAUGGCCACCAUGAACAAACCCACCUUUCAAGCAAUUCGUAGUCAUUCUCCAGCAAAGCCAGUGCUUAUAUUUGUCUCAUCUCGACGUCAAACCCGACUGACAGCUCUGGACCUCAUUGCAUACCUGGCGACUGAAGACAACCCCAAGCAAUGGCUGCAUCAGGACGAGAGAGAUAUUGAGGACAUCAUUGCCACAGUACGGGACUCUAACUUGAAACUAACUUUGGCAUUUGGAAUCGGGAUGCACCACGCUGGCCUACAUGAGCGAGACCGAAAGACUGUUGAGGAACUCUUUGUCAACUGCAAGAUCCAGGUUUUGAUUGCCACAAGCACUCUGGCUUGGGGUGUAAACUUCCCUGCUCAUCUCGUGGUGGUCAAAGGAACUGAAUACUAUGAUGGAAAAACCAGACGAUACGUGGACUACCCCAUCACAGAUGUUCUGCAGAUGAUGGGGCGAGCAGGUCGUCCUCAGUUUGAUGACCAGGGCAAAGCAGUCAUUCUUGUCCAUGACAUCAAGAAAGAUUUUUACAAGAAGUUUCUCUACGAGCCUUUUCCUGUAGAGUCCAGCCUGCUUAGUGUGCUGUCAGACCACUUGAAUGCUGAGAUUGCUGCAGGGACCAUCUCUUCCAAGCAAGAUGCAAUGGACUACAUCACCUGGACUUACUUUUUCAGACGACUGGUGAUGAACCCCAGUUAUUACAGCUUGGAAGAUAUCAGUCAUGAUACCAUUAACAAAUACCUCUCCGGCCUGGUGGAAAAGAGCCUACGGGACUUGGAAUGCUCCUACUGCAUCGAAAUAAAAGAGGACGACCGGGCUAUUGAGCCUCUGACCUAUGGUCGCAUUGGGUCUUAUUAUUACCUGAAGCACCAGACCAUCCGUCUGUUUAAAGAAAGACUGAGGGCUGAACUUCCCAUCCAUGAGAUUCUUUCCAUUCUGACGGAUGCAGAAGAGUAUGCGGAGCUACCUGUGCGACACAAUGAAGACCAACUCAACAGCCUCCUGGCUCAACAGCUCCCAUUGAAGGUCAACCCCCACUCAUAUGAUAGUGCCCACACUAAGACCCACUUACUGCUUCAGGCUCACUUCAGCCAUGCCCAGUUGCCAUGCAGCGACUAUUCAACUGAUACCAAGACUGUUCUGGACAAUGCCAUCCGAAUUUGUCAGGCCUUGCUUGAUGUAGCGGCCAAUGAGGGCUGGCUUGUCACAGCUUUAAGCAUCUGCAACCUGGUGCAGAUGAUUGUCCAAGGCCGCUGGCUGCAUGAUUCUUCACUGCUUACUCUACCACAUGUUGAGAAACAAGAUCUGUAUCUGUUCAGGAAAUGGUCUAACCAUAAAGGCAAGGGAAACACAGGAUGCUACACUGGACCUAUUGAAGGGCUUCCAGACUUGAUAGCUGCCUGCAGUGGAAAGGAAAGCGUUUUUGCAGCAAUUGUCGGCAAUAAGUUCCCGUCAAGUUCUGUUACUCAGAUGUGGGCCUUCCUCAGUCAUCUUCCAGUGCUGGAGGUUGCGUUGAGUGUCAAGGGCUGGUGGGAGGAGAACCAUCAACAAACAGAGCACCACUUGCCUUCUCCAGGAGCAAACCUGAGGGAGGCCAGCAGCUGGUUGGAGGUCCACGCUGACCAGGAGUAUGUUUUGCAAGUGUCACUGAGACGCAUCAACCAAGGCCAGCAGAAGAGGAAGCAGGACAGUAAGGCUCAAGCUCCAAGAUUCCCCAAGAGCAAAGAUGAAGGCUGGUUCCUUGUCGUUGGUGAUGUGGAGCACAUGGCACUUCUGGCUAUCAAACGAAUUGGAUAUGUACGCAACCACACAACAGUUUCCAUUGCCUUCUACACACCUGAGAAGACUGGAAAAUACAUCUACACACUCUACUUGAUGAGCGACAGCUACCUGGGUCUUGACCAGCAGUAUGACAUUCACCUCAAUGUCACACCAGCCAGCAUCGCUGCCCAGAUCAACACAGAGGUCACGGACUAG